Molecule: messenger RNA, 3433 nt
Organism: Saccostrea cuccullata (small rock oyster)
Lineage: Eukaryota; Metazoa; Mollusca; Bivalvia; Ostreida; Ostreidae
Exons: 9
Coding region: 38-2737 (899 amino acids)
Source: RefSeq, a predicted model, not a curated record
UAGUAUUGUUGAAAUUACUGAAAUAUCACGGCCAUCUAUGUAUCCUGGGGACGCUUCUGGACUUCAAGGAUUGUUCCCGGAGUCUAACAAACAGGCAGAAUUGAAAUUCCUUUUUCAUUGUUGUGUUUUAUUAAGUAAAAAUUUUACCUUAAAAUGGGGAGAAAUUAAUGAAAAUCAUUUAGAUAGAAUUAACCAAUUGUUACAAUCUACCCUUCGCUUAAAUAUCAACGAUUAUCGAGAAUCAGCAGUGAAGCAAGAAACUCUUAUUUCAUGGGAAGGAAGCAUUACAUUUGCUUCUGAGGAGGCAAAAAUUCAGACGUUUUGGACACUGUUGCAAAGGUGUCACGUUCCGAAACGCUUGAUAGAUUAUGUUUUUGAUAACAAACUUGCCAACCUUAUUAUUAGAUUUCUUCGACUUGAUGGACACAAAUGUUCAGAUAGUGAAACCUGCAUAGUUUUAUCGUCUUUACAUGUUGAAAAAUACUUAGAAUUCCUCAUUAGUAAACACUUCACCGGAAAAGAUGAAUCAGAUAUGGAAGAAAAUUCUGUCCUCAAAAAGAUAAUAAUUGAUGAUGAAUAUGUGCAAGAGAAAGACGGUACAAUUAAAGAUUUUGUAAUAACCUAUGCUUUUAGAUAUAAGGAACACACAAAAUCAUUUGUAUCAAAAUACUUUCGAUCCCAAGGCUACAAAGCAGAGUCGGGAGAAAGUUGUAUCUGCUUAUCGGAGAAGGAAACAGAAAAAUUGAUUAAGAUUUUGAAUAUUGACAUAAUAGUUCAUCCUACUAUCUCAGAUGAACAUAUUCAUUUAGAAGUGUCUAAACAAUGCAAGAUACCAUUAGAAGUUCUGAAGUGGAGUCAUCAAGAGCGUAUUCGAUUUCUUAAUAAAAUCAAGUUGGAGAGCACAGAAGUUUUUCAUGCCCGAGGCAUGCUUAUAGGAUGUGCUGGUGCUGGAAAAACAACCUUACUAGGAGAACUUAUGAGAAAAAAUUUGGGCAAGAGAAGACAAAAAACAAAGACCACUAUUGGCCUAGAGGUGCACAAUGAUCUAUUUGUAGUAGAAAAUAACACUUUGCUUGAAUACGACAAAGGCAAAGAUGAUGCUUCAAACUCGUCGAGAAAUCUGAUAAGCAUCACAGACUUUGCUGGACAAGUGGCCUAUUAUGCCUGUCACCAGGUGUAUUUGUCAAGAAGGGCCUUUUAUAUCCUUGUUGUUGACAUGACAAAAGAUUUAGAGUCAACGGUUCCUACUACGAAUAGAAGUGAUAUGAGAGGAUCACUAUUUGAAAACUGGACGUACAAGAACUUUUUCCGGUUCUGGUUGCAAUCAAUACAUACAUACUGUGACGAAAGAGAAGAUUUUAUUCUGCCUGAAAAAAGAAACAAGGAUCUGAGUCCAGUUAUACUCGUGGCAACCCAUGCAGAUAAAAUACAGGAAAGCCAUUGCAUAUGCCCAGGUUCUCAUUCAAACGAGGAAGCAAAGGACGGGUUGUUUUAUGACUCUUUGAUAAAAUGUAUUCCUGGAGACCAGAGUCUGGUGGGACAUCUAUCAUUCGAUCAUUAUUUUGAAGUUGGAUUUCCACCUAGAAUGCCAUGGACAAAAAACAAAGACAUAGAAAAAAUAAGAAAAGCGAUUGUCGAUACCGCGGAAGCAUUAUCACACUGGGGUGAAAGAAUACCUAAAGUAUGGAGUGACUGUGAAAAGUUUUUAAAAGAAAACCAACAGAAACAAAUCAUUUCAAGAAAUGACAUGACGAUGUUUUUCAGAAAUAAUUAUCCUGAGACUGAAAAGGAUAUCAAUGUGGGUGAUAUUCUAAAAUUCUACCACGAAGUAGGAUUAAUCUUGCAUUUUCCAAAUGAAAGCUUAAAAGAUGUUAUAAUCGUUGAUGUGCAGUGGUUUGUCGAUGCUUUUAAGCAUAUCAUAACCGACCCGAAGCAUUUUGAUAAACAUUACAGAAAUAACAAUGAGUUCAACUUAUUUAACAAGUUUGGAAUUUUGUCUGACAUACUAUUGCAGGAAAUAUGGACACAUAAUAAAACAACAAAGUCGUGUAUUCAACACAAGAGCAAAAUAAUACCCUAUAUGAACAAAUUAGGUCUUAUUGCAGAGGUCGAUUAUGAAACUGCAAAUCAAACUGACGCAGAGAAAUCGGAAAUAGUGGAUGAAGUGAAGUACUACAUUCCGAGUAUGAAUAAAAAGGACUUCGAUCUAUCCUCUAUUGGUAAAAUAAUGUCCUGCCAAAAGACGUCUAUUCUACAUUUUAAAUUCACAGACUUUAUCCCGCAUUUCUUUUUUUACCGCCUGAUUGUGGCUUGUAUCGGUAAAUGGAAAGUAUUAGAUAAAGGCAAGAUGCUUUAUAAAGAUAUAGCUUUUUACAUGACAGAUAGACAAGGGUAUCAUAACAUAGCAAUUGCAAUAAACGAAUCUUGUAUCCAAGUGCAAAUGUUUAGAAGAGAUAAUAGAGAACUGGAAAUAGAACACACGUUAAGCUGCAGAGAAAUGAUUGAAGAAAUGAUUGGGAAAAUUACAUCAACAUUUCAUAAAUCGGUGAAAUAUGUUACUGGAUUCUCAUGUAAAGAUAUCAAUUUAACUGAAGAAAGUGAGAAAAAGUUCAUAGAAGAAAGAGACAUAAUCAACAAGGUUCAUGAAUUCGCAUGUCCAAAUCAUGUCGAUAAAAACCAUAUUGUCAAUAGAGCAAAGCUCCUAGAAUACUGGGUAAAAGACGACGAAGAAAAAUAAAACUCAGACGUAUUCAUAAAUGUACAGUAUACCAAAAUACCAAAAACAAUACAGCUUAUUUACCAUAAGGAAAAUAAAUAAGAUGUUCACAUGCAUAAAAGAAUGAAGAUAAUGGUGCUGUACGAGUGGGUUAUCUAAAUUAAUUUUGCAUUUGUUCAAUGCUUAAUGUUUACGUUGCUAUAAUUUUUUAUUAAUGCAUUUACACUGUAACUAUGUUUCAUCCUUUAAUAAAUAAUGCAUAUAGAUUCUGUUUAUGGAUAAUCGAAAAGUUUAUUUCAUCCGCGAUAAGAAGACUGUAUUUGUUCAGAUUCUUAACAAUGUCAUGUAAAAUCUUAAAAGAACCCCUUUAAGCGCAUCUAAUAAAAUGCUAACAAGUAUUUAAUGUCGUUUAAUGUGGAUAUGUUAAUCAUUUGAAGGCUGCAAAUGUAAACAAAAAUAUGUUUUAUUUGAUUGCAUGCAGAAUUUUUGAUUGUUGGUGGGAAAGUUUGAAUUCAAAGGAAGCUAUAGAAAAAAAUCUUUUCUCAAAUAGUCCUUUAAGGUAAAAAUAUUUUUAAAAAGACACAAGCACAUAGGAGUAAUGCAAAUAUUUUUUUUUAUCUGUUUUGUUUUUCCAAUGUCCUUAAAAUCAAAUCCAAAAUUUAAUUUAUUUGAAAUUAUGAUUUAUUGCAUUAAUAUCUUGAAAUAAAAAUAUACUUA